AUGGCCGAAUACCGCUUUACACAUCGCGUGGACAUGUACCUUAUUUUCACCCUCGUUUUCCUUCUAGCCGUCUAUCACGCCUGCGUCCACGUGGCCAGCCCAAAGGAUCAUCCAUCGCUGUCGGAAUUGACACUGUGCGACUUUCCCGGCCCCGCACCCUUCCGCAAUCCUUCGGACCGCACCCAUCUCAAGGCCCGCCCCGUUACCCCACUUGGCAACCACAAUUCCGUCGGAGGCCCACAGCGCCCGAGGCAGACCGAGCUUUCGCCACCCUGGGCACCGCACGCGUCCGGCACGGACGGGGACGAUGACCACCACCGACCUCCGAGUUGCGGAGAAUCAGUGGAAUUUUUAUUCGCGGGAAUGCCGUCCGCCCCCUCGGACCAUAUUAGAAGGACGCACAAGGGGCGGCCCACGUGUCAACGGUGUCAGGGAGAGUUUGACAAUGUCGACCAGCUCGGCGUCCAUGCCCGCCAGACCCCCGCCUGCGAGCCCCAGAGCCUCGAACCCGGUUCUUGCCACGGGUACACACCUGAUCAGUGGGCCCGAUUGCGCAGACGGUCUGGGCGGCAGGACGGGACUUGCGCCAUGAGAUGGCGGGCCAUGUACCGGAUUCUCUUUGGCGAGACGUCCAACAUUCCUUCACCUUGCCCAAAGAUUAGCGCAAGGAUGCUGGAUCAAUUACCCGGGAGACUGGGCGAUAUCCUGGCCUUGUUCGACCCGAGAGAAACCACCAUCCGCCGCAUCCUUGAAAUCGUCCAGGCGAUUAUCCGACAAGACGAUGAAGUCGGGGUCAACGACGUCGAGCCCUUGGAUACCGUAAGCCCCGCAACUCCGUCUGAGAGCACGGAUGAUAUUCUCGGGCCAUCCCCGGCUCUCGAGGCCACAGCAGAGACAUCAGAAUCUGUGCUCGGCGUGGGAGGGCAGGAUGAGGCUCCAACGCAUAACUUGGAGAUUGGUGACGACGAAAUAGACUAUGAUGACCUAUUUUUAAACAUGUUCCAAUAG
Messenger RNA from Parascedosporium putredinis, 1008 nucleotides. The record is from the annotation of a GenBank genome assembly. NCBI's taxonomy places the organism in Eukaryota, Fungi, Ascomycota, Sordariomycetes, Microascales, Microascaceae.